Molecule: messenger RNA, 701 nt
Organism: Paramuricea clavata
Lineage: Eukaryota; Metazoa; Cnidaria; Anthozoa; Malacalcyonacea; Plexauridae
Source: the annotation of a GenBank genome assembly
AUGCCUCAACAAAACCCGAAUGAAUCGGCCGAAGAAACUACGGGUAUGUGCCUGAAAUUAUUUGCUGCCAUAGGGACGGAUGUCUCGAUCAACGAUGUGGACAUUGCCCAUCGUGUUCUUGUGAGAAUGCAAUCUAACCGGUCGAAAGCAAUUAUCUGUAAAUUUGUUCGCCGUUUGGCGGAAGAAAACGUAAUUGCAGCCAGAAAACAAACUAGUAAUGUUCAGCCUGAGCAACUUUAUCUACCAUCGGCCACGAAAUUAGACAGCCUUCAGAUCUACCAACAUUUAACCUCACGCCUGCAAGAGCUGCUGUUUGAAGCCAACAAGUAUAAGCGGGCAAAUAAUUUUAAGUUCUGCUGGGUCAAGAAUAAAAUCGUUUGCCUACGAAAUCGUUUGCCUUACUAUGUUAAAUUUGGAUAAUAAGUUUGUGUGUUUUCUUUGUUGUUUUGUAACAUUAAUUAAUGGCUAAUAUUGUCUCAUCUUUGGAGGCUUUUCCUCUACCAUUUAACCAUCUAGACGUGUAGCUUUUAAUGCGGCCAUGUACGAAUUAUCUCAUGGCCCAUUGCACUUUGAUUUAGAUCGCUUAGAAUGUCUAUAGUAUUUAAUCCUAUUGAACAUUCAGCUUUAGCCAUGGACUGCCUUACAAUGUCAAAUGUUGACCCAGAUUUAAAUGUUCAAGCUCUGUUUCCACCGACUAGUAG